Messenger RNA from Xyrauchen texanus (razorback sucker), 2609 nucleotides. It is a transcript of the gene bace1, whose product is annotated as beta-secretase 1. NCBI's taxonomy places the organism in Eukaryota, Metazoa, Chordata, Actinopteri, Cypriniformes, Catostomidae. The transcript is spliced from 9 exons. Gene Ontology annotation, molecular function: aspartic-type endopeptidase activity. Gene Ontology annotation, biological process: membrane protein ectodomain proteolysis; amyloid-beta metabolic process. Gene Ontology annotation, cellular component: membrane; endosome; trans-Golgi network. The record is from RefSeq and is a predicted model, not a curated record. The coding region runs from base 298 to 1818 and encodes 506 amino acids.
GUCAGUGCGUGCGGAUGCAGAGAAGAUGAAGGAGGACAUGUAGUUGCGGAUUAUGGAGGUUUAUGCCGUCAGAUUGUCAAACAGCAAAAUAAAACGCUAUUCAACGUGGAUUUGUGCUGAUUGUGAAUGCGGAGAAUGGAGAAGACGGAUGAUAAUAAACAUGAGAUUAAAUGGCCUCUAGUGGCUUUCAGGGAUUUGCAAUUUGCGCACUGUUUCGUAUUCUGUCACCUCAUAAUGCGCUAACGGAUCACCAAGAGGUCUACUGAAGUAAACAAAAGCAUUCUACAGCACUGAAAGAUGAAAGGUCCCUGUCUUAUUCUGUAUUCAUGGGCAUUUGUGGCCCUCCUGCCGGUCACCUCCUCUGGUGGGAGUCCUGGUUCACUACUGCUCCGUGUCCCCCUGCGGCAGGGGUCGCCCUCACAGCCCGCGACCCACCGGGGCUCCUCAAGGGCCACCCGUACACGGAGAGGAGCCGGAGGUAUGAAUUUUGUAAACAUGAUUGAUAACCUCCGUGGAAAGUCAGGACAAGGGUAUUACAUCGAAAUGGCCGUGGGUACACCGCCCCAGAAGUUGAAUAUCUUAGUGGAUACGGGCAGCAGUAAUUUCGCAGUGGGUGCUGCUACUCACCCGUUCCUGCACAGAUAUUACCAUCGCUCACUUUCGUCAUCGUACAGAGUUCUGGGCCGCAGUGUGUAUGUGCCGUACACACAGGGACGAUGGGAGGGCGAGCUGGGCACUGAUCUGGUGUCAGUUCCUCAUGGACCCAACAUUUCACUGAGGGCAAACAUCGCUGCCAUCACCCAGUCUGACCGCUUCUUCAUCAACGGAUCCAACUGGGAGGGCAUACUUGGGCUUGCCUAUGCUGAGAUCGCAAGGCCAGAUGAGAAUCUAGAACCGUUCUUCGACUCUCUCCUGAGACAGACCACCGUUCCAAACCUCUUCUCUCUGCAGCUCUGUGGAGCAGGAUUCACACAGAACUACAGCACAGGCAGUUCAACUGUAGGGGGCAGUAUGAUUAUUGGGGGAAUAGAUACAUCUUUAUACGUUGGUGAGCUGUGGUAUACACCAAUUAGACGGGAGUGGUAUUAUGAGGUCAUCAUUGUGCGCAUUGAAGUUAAUGGACAGGAUCUCAAUAUGGACUGCAAAGAAUAUAACUAUGAUAAAAGUAUUGUGGACAGCGGCACAACCAACUUACGUCUCCCUCGUAAAGUGUUCCAGGCUGCGGUGAAGGCCAUUGAAGCCGCCUCAUCUACAGAACAGUUCCCCUCAGGUUUUUGGCUGGGGGAGCAGCUGGUAUGUUGGCAGGCAGGCGCCACACCUUGGCACAUCUUCCCAGUCAUCUCAUUGUACCUGAUGAGUGAGAACAGAAACCAGUCCUUCCGGAUCUCCAUCCUACCACAGCAGUACCUGCGGCCUGUAGAGGACGUGGCCUCAGCGCAGGAGAACUGUUAUAAAUUCGCUGUGUCUCAGUCCAGUACUGGUACAGUCAUGGGUGCCGUCAUCAUGGAGGGUUUCUAUGUUGUAUUCGACCGAGAACACAAAUGCAUCGGCUUCGCUGUCAGCACAUGCCACGUCCACGAUGAGUUCCGCACUGCUUCAGUGGAGGGUCCGUUUCACGGUGUUGAUCUGGAGGACUGCGGCUACAACAUCCCUCAGACGGAUGAGUCCACCCUCAUGACCAUCGCCUACAUAAUGGCAGGGAUCUGUGCCCUCUUCAUGCUGCCGCUGUGCCUCAUGGUGUGUCAGUGGCGCUUUACACUCUGUCUUCACCCGCUGGGCACUGGGGACUUCUCUGAUGACAUAUCCCUCCUGAAGUGAGCCAUAUCUAAACACAGACAUUACUUUGCUGCAACAGAUGGCCAAAGAGAACGCCUCAAAGAUUGACAUACAUUAACGAGACCACAGCAAUUAUAGCUAUAAAUGUUAUAAUUGUAUAUAUGCACACAAACAUGUUCUAAUGGGCUGUCCCAACUUGGAGGGCUUUCUCUAAACCUGUUUAGACUAAAUGUGAUAUGUGAAUGAUCCCUUGUCUUACAGACUGUAACGUGUGGAUAACUGUUCUAAGACUGUUCAAGUGAAGUAUUGUAAAGAUAUGGAAACUAUAUGUGAACGUGUGUUUGAGAGAGCGUUAUGAGUGUGCGCUAUUAAGAUGUCAUAUUCUAUACUAAUAAUUGAGCAUCAAGAUGAUUUGAGGUAUAAUUUUGAGUACUUGUCACAUUUUAUUGGCUCUUUUAUGGUUUAUAAAAUACCAGUGUCCUAUAAAGGAACUCAUGGAAAGGUUCACGUAAAUAGACUAAUAGAGAAAAAGAAAAAAGAUUUGUAAAAAUGACUGCCAAUGCUCGAAUCUCAUAAAAUCUGUCAAGAACAUGUUAUUUUUCACUGCAAAUGAAAGAAAUAAUACAGUAUAUAGUAUAUUUAUAGUAUAUAAUAUAGUAUAUUUUAAGACUAUUAGGAUUUUUAGCAAUUUGUGACUUUCCGUGACAAAUAUGUUUUUUCCUAGAAAUUCUCAUUACUAAUAAAUAAAUAUUAUACAAUUAACAAAUAAAAAUGAUGAAAAUUAUCUCAUUACUAAAUAUCAUAAUAUAGUAAAAAAUAAAUAAAAAAGAAAG